GCAGUCUGUGACCCUGUCCGACACAAAUGACGCAAACUGUUGCUCGUCGAAUGACAGGCUCCAUGCUCGGUAAAGUCGGCAACAAGGCACCCUUCCGCUCAUUGCCCGGAUAAUAGGUGAGCAGGCUGGGGAGUUGAUGGCACUGCCUCUGUAUGCAAGUCAAGGAGGUGGCGGCCGGAAGCAGGCUGUGCUUGCUUGAUUGGUAACCCGGAUGCCGUUGGUUCAGCAAACAUUGCUUUUUCCACACUAGUAGACACACUAGUAUUCCGUAGAGCAAGUCAACCUUCUCGACAGCACCGAAACAGAGACAUGCGGCUCUUCCAGGCCUUGUCAAGAGAGCCCCUGUCUUGGGCUCUUAAGACUGAGUCCACUAUUCCAGUGUACAUGCUUGUUCCCCACUUCCAACAGCCCCCCUCUCUGGCCAGCAGGUACUCCUCCGUCCCAAAGUACCCAUGGAAUCGAUGGAAAAUCGUCAGCACCGAGACCCGGCGAGUGCGACGGAUGCCAUGGUAAAUGGCGUGCCUGAAUUCCUCGAUGGACAUCUACAGGGACGCACCAGGCAGUUCCCCGAAAUCUACCCCGGCAAUAUUCAACCACUCCGAGCAACCAAUAGGCCGACCGGUAGAGGAGGAUCCGAUGUUUCGAGCCGCGUGUAUGACCACGGCGCAAUGUCCAGGUCGAGGUUCAAGAGGGGCCGUGAAUCAACUCUAACCAUGAAUCAGAAAGAUGCCCUGCGCGGGCUGGAGUCCCCGGAGCAGACAUCACCUCGGCCGUAUGCCGAGGACUUGAACCAGGAAGAUUUGGAAGACGAGCGUCGCAUGAAGGACAUCUUGGAAGAUGGCAAGGACCGUCAUGUGUGUGACAGGACGAAAUACUUCCUUCCUCUUGGGAAGCUCGACUCGAUCUGCCAGACCGCCAAGGUAGAGAAAGAACUCAUACGGGAGGGAUUUUCCCAGCACGACGCAGAAAAAUAUGCCCAAGAGGUCUGCGGUAACCCUGAACAUGAAAGGAACGAGGUCGACUCCAGGCGGAAGAUAUUUGCCAUUCUGGCCUUGAUAGACAAGGUGAAGUCGAUCAAGUGUUUCAUAAAAGAGGGCAUUCGCGAUCGGGAUCUGCCCUUUAUCGAUACAGAGGACCAGAGCAAUACGCCCAAGCUCGAACGCCGAGACCCGGACAACAGGGAGCGGACGGUGGAAGUGUCGUGUUUUAAGGAGUGGAGGGUUGGCUCCAUCCGCGCAUUCUACGCCACGCAGUGGGAGAUUCUCGGGCCGUUUAUCGGCAAGGACGAAAAUGACACGGUUGUCCUUUACGAGCUCAGAAACGAGGCCAUAAUGCCGUGGACCGAGUACGAACCGAUGCACCAGGACAGCGGCUAUUCCCACGUCAGUCGGGUGAAAAUCCAUGCAGACCAUCACGGUUUUCAAUGCGACUCGUUCGCGCUCAAGACAUUGCAUUCCGCAGAUUGGGACGACUUCAGUCGGGAGUUCUACGCCUUCAGGAAGGUGAGGCCCGAGGAAAACCUUCUGGAGCUAUUCGCCGCCUUCCGGCGAGGGAGCGAGUUCUCCUUUCUCUUCCCUUAUGCGAAGGGCGGGAAUCUCAAGCAACUAUGGGCAGCGGAGCCGGUGGCACAGAGUCCGCCCGAGAGCCCAGGGACGCGGAGCCUGGUGCUGUGGAUCGCGCAGCAGUGCCUAGGCCUCGCGGCAGGUCUCAGCAGCAUCCACGAUGCUCGAAGAAUGGCCCUGACCGAGCGGCAGCAGAGGACCAACACGCAGUCGUCAUUGUCGGCCGAGGAGCUGGACGACUUCGGAAUCCACGGCGACAUCAAGCCCGAGAAUAUCCUGCACUUCACAAAGUCGGAGGACGGCCGCCAGCGCGGGAUUCUCAAGAUAUCCGACUUUGGCCUGACCAACUUCCACACGCGCGGCUCCAGAUCGGGAGAGGGACAGGCGGGCCCGCUGUCUCCAACAUACAAGGCUCCCGAGCACGACACAACCGUCUGGUUCAAGUCUAGGAAGAUCGACAUAUGGGCGCUUGGCUGCGUCUUUUCCGAGUUUCUCACGUGGGCCAUCUGGGGUCCUGCUGCCCUCGUCGAGUACCAAAGCAACCGGCUCGAGGAGUGCGAUGAGGGUCGAUCCACAGCCAAAGGAAGCUGGAAGGAGGACAGGUUCUUCAAGAAGAUCUACAGUGAAGACGGCAAAACAGACGUGGAGCUGAAGGCUUCGGUGGUCGAGUGGAUUGACAGGCUGAUUCACGAUUCCCGCUCCAAACCACACGAGCAGAACUUCCUGACUGGCUUCCUGACAUUCAUCAAGGAUAAAAUGUUGCAUGUCGAACGGGAGGAGCGCGCUAGCGUUGGUGACUUGCACCGUUUUCUGUUUGAAGAAUACCAAAAGUGCCAGGACGACGAAUCCUACUCCUCUUGCCCUUCUCUGCCUACCUUCGCCCCACGACAAGAGAUGGAGGUUGACCAGCCUCAGAUACAGAUCACCGACGAAUUUGGGAAUACAGAACUUUCUGAAAUCGCUGCAAGUCCCGCAGGAUUGACUCGGAGCUUUGGAGGGUUGAAACGGAAACGAUAAUCAUUAAUCAUUGUGCAAUUCAGGGCGGGAUACUUUACUGUCUGUAAAUGGUGAUAGCUAUGGUAAACAUUUACCAGUAAUAAAUAACCGUUCCAAGUG
Phialemonium atrogriseum is the source of this 2678-nucleotide messenger RNA. Its product is annotated as kinase-like domain-containing protein. The record is from RefSeq and is a predicted model, not a curated record. Gene Ontology annotation, biological process: peptidyl-threonine phosphorylation; peptidyl-serine phosphorylation. NCBI's taxonomy places the organism in Eukaryota, Fungi, Ascomycota, Sordariomycetes, Cephalothecales, Cephalothecaceae. The transcript has 4 exons. Bases 453 to 2579 code for a protein of 708 amino acids. Gene Ontology annotation, molecular function: protein serine/threonine kinase activity; ATP binding.